Panonychus citri (citrus red mite) is the source of this 1701-nucleotide messenger RNA. It is a transcript of the gene sll, whose product is annotated as adenosine 3'-phospho 5'-phosphosulfate transporter 1-like. Gene Ontology annotation, cellular component: endoplasmic reticulum membrane; Golgi membrane. The transcript has 4 exons. NCBI's taxonomy places the organism in Eukaryota, Metazoa, Arthropoda, Arachnida, Trombidiformes, Tetranychidae. Gene Ontology annotation, biological process: transmembrane transport. Gene Ontology annotation, molecular function: 3'-phosphoadenosine 5'-phosphosulfate transmembrane transporter activity. The record is from RefSeq and is a predicted model, not a curated record. Bases 142 to 1548 code for a protein of 468 amino acids.
UUCUCUUUCUCCGUCUGAACAUAUGUUCGCUUGAAAACAAUUGUAGGUUUAGUCUUCUCAUAGUGAAAGGUGAUAGUUUUGAUUGGAAACAAAUGUGAUCUGUCAAUUUAAAUUAAUUGUGAUUAAUUAGCUACUCCAAUCAUGGGGAAUGUUGAUAAUUUUGCUUGGAUAACUAGAUUACUAUUCAAUCUUUAUGGUUAUUCAACUAUCCUCUUACCCGUUGGAAUCAUUGUCUAUAUGGUUAAACAUAAACAUUGUCUUCCAUCAUUUUCCAACUUGACACUGAUUAGGUUAAUUGUUUAUGGUAAAGAUGUAAAUUCUGUUACUGGUGGUGGAGGUGGUGGAGAUAUUGAACAAUCUAGAUCACUAUUAAUCAAUGAGAAGAAAGAAUUUGAUGAUAAACCAUUGAUUGAUUCUGAUGGAAGUGUUGAUGGUACCGGUGGUAUUGGUGGACAAGCAAAUAGAAGAGAGAAAAUAAUUCUAUUCUUUACCUGUUUCUUUGGUUUACAUUGUUCUUACCUGAUUUGGGGAGUUUACCAAGAGAAAAUAAUGACAACUGAGUAUUUACUUUCAAUCAAUUCAACCCAAUUUUUGAAAAAAAUCAACGAUGCUCACUUUCCAAGUUUAAAAGGUGAUAAAAUUAAAUUCCACGAUUCACAAUUCCUUGUAUUAACUGGUCGCAUUUUCGCACUCGCUUUUUCAUCGAUCGCUUUCAUCUACACUCAAUCGAGAAAAUCAAACACCAACCAAAGUGGCUCAUCGAAACGUUUUGUUAUCGCUCCGAUUCACGAAUUUUUCUAUUGCUCAUUAUCCAACAUUCUAAGUUCUUGGUGCCAAUACGAGGCAUUGAAAUACGUUAAUUUCCCUACCCAGGUUUUAUCCAAAGCUUGUAAAAUUCCGUCUGUCAUGUUGAUGUCAAGAUUGGUUUCCAAUAAGAAAUAUGAUCUAUUUGAAUACCUUGUUUCACUUUUUAUCUCAUUUGGAAUGAUUAUAUUUCUCCAUGGUAAUCAUAAUGUUCAUCCAUCUUCACCAUCAACAAAAGAAUCAGAUAAUUCAACUGAUUCCCAAUCAAUCAAUACUUCAGCCAAAUUAGCCAAUGGACUAAUUGUUCUUGCCUUAUAUUUAUUGUUCGAUUCAUUUACCUCUAAUUGGGAAGAGAAUAUUUUCCAUAAAUAUCGUAUAUCAAGUUGGCAAAUGAUGGUUACCCUUAAUCUUUGCUCCAUCAUCUUAACUUUAACCUCUCUCACCGAACAAGGUAAUUUGGUACCCGCUUUAAUUACAAUUACAAGUUGUAAUCAAUUAUUUCGUGAUGUCCUUUACAUGGCAUUUUCUUCAACUAUUGGACAAUUUUUCGUUUUCUACACAAUCUCCAAUUUCGGUGCACUUAUUUUCACAAUGAUUAUGACACUCAGGCAAAUAUUUGCCAUUCUACUCUCUUUCAUCAUCUAUCAUCAUUCCAUAUCAAUAGAAUCCAUUCUAGGGAUUACAAUUGUUUUCACUGCAAUCAUUUCUUUGAGGUUUGUCAAGAUUAACAAGAUUAAAAAAUGACCCCAGAUACUAUAAAGACAAUAAGAAAACAAUGCAAUCAACUGAUCAUCAUCACCAUUAUUAACAAAUUGAACAAAGUUAUUUAUGUAUUGUUGUUGUUUUUUUUUCACAAGGCUAAUCAAUGUAAAAUAAUAAAAAGCAAUUACUAAUUAA